AAGGGCGAAGGGGAGGGGCGGCGGCCAGGACCGAAGAGAGAAGGCGGAGGAGGAGGAGGGGGCGGGCUUCCCGGAGGCGCCGGCGGCACCGUGGGGACUCCCUCCCGCCCUCCCUCCCUCCGAGCCCCGUCAGCGCAGUUGCCCAGCUGAAGCCCGUGAGCUAGCUGUUUAUCAUCACCUCUUGUUGGAGAAGAUAAGGACAUUUCAACAAAGACCCCUGGUCUCAUGAACGAAUCAACAGAUCUCGGGGAUGCUAGCUUUCCGGAGCCAGUCCUGCGGCUCAGGAAGGGUCAUAUACCAGAUCCUACUGAGCAGGAAAAUCAUGCCAGUGAUCAGUCAAGUGAGCAGGGGCCUCUCUUAGUGGAGCCAACUACAUCUUCUCAAAAUGAAAAGCAUUCUAAUAAGGAUGACGGCAACAGUCCAACUCAGGAAGAUGAGGGCUUUAUGGCGAGACUGCCUCUUCUCCAAGCACACCAUGCCAUGGAAAGAAUGGAAGAGUUUGUAUUUAAGGUAUGGGAGGGCCGAUGGCGUGUUAUUCCCUUUGAUGUCUUGCCUGAUUGGCUAAAGGACAAUGACUACCUGUUGCAUGGGCACCGACCACCCAUGCCCUCUUUCCGGGCUUGCUUCAAAAGCAUAUUCAGAAUACAUACAGAGACUGGCAACAUCUGGACACACCUACUAGGUUGUGUUUUCUUUCUCUGUCUGGGAAUCUUCUACAUGUUCCGGCCAAACAUGACUUUCGUAGCACCUUUGCAAGAGAAAGUGGUGGUUGGAGUGUUCUUCUUGGGAGCCAUCCUCUGCCUCUCCUUCUCUUGGCUGUUUCACACAGUUUACUGCCAUUCAGAAGGUGUCUCAAGGGUCUUCUCCAAGCUAGACUAUUCUGGUAUUGCUCUCCUCAUUAUGGGCAGCUUUGUCCCAUGGCUGUACUACUCAUUCUACUGCAACCCUCAGCCCUAUUUUAUCUACUUGAUUGUGAUCUGUGUUCUGGGCAUCGCAGCCAUUAUAGUUUCCCAGUGGGACAGAUUUGCUACACCUCAGUACCGAGGAUUUCGAGCAGGUGUGUUUCUGGCUCUGGGCCUUAGUGGGGUCAUUCCCACCCUGCAUUUUGUCAUCACAGAAGGGCUCCUCAAGGCUGCCACAAUGGGACAGAUAGGUUGGCUGGCACUCAUGGCCUGCCUCUAUAUCACUGGCGCUGCACUGUAUGCUGCUCGCAUCCCGGAGAGAUUCUUCCCGGGGAAGUGUGACAUCUGGUUCCAUUCCCAUCAGCUCUUCCAUGUGUUUGUAGUGGCUGGUGCUUUUGUGCACUUCCAUGGUGUUUCCAACCUUCAGGAGUUCCGUUUCACCGUUGGGGGAGGCUGCUCAGAAGAUGAGAUGCUGUAGAACUGGUCCUAUGUCAAGCAUCAUAACCAAAAGAAAAUUGUGGGAGCAGUGAGGCAAUGCCUUUCCUGGAGUGGUGUGGUAGCUUUUGUGGGGAUUUGAACUAUAAAAUGGAAGAAAAAUUCAUACCUCAAGCAUUGGAGUGAAUUGAUUCUGAAAAUCUGGAAAUUCUUAAAUGCUUAACUUAUUCUUUGGAUCUACAGCCUAAGCUACAGAAAGUCCUUUCUUCAGCAGCUUCCAUUCAAUGCCAUAUUUAUUUGUAGAAAACAAAAGAGGUUGUAAUGGGGAGGUGGCUUAGUGAUUUUUUUCCUUUAAAAAAUCUAGCUUAAGACUUGUAUCUUGUUCAGGUAAGUUGAUUUUUAGAUAAUCUUUUGGGAGACAAAAUGUAUAUAAGAUUUCUAACUUUCUGUUUAAUUGAAAAGUUUAUAUAAAUGUUUUAAAAAUUGGGGGUGGGGAGAGGAGAGGGUUUUGUAUAGAUUACAACAUGCAAUUGCCACACACUGUUUCAAUUUUGCACUGACUUUUUAAGUGCAAGAAGGCCAGGUGAAACCCCUGUAGGGUCAGCAUCAGGAUCCGUAGGUUCUAGUGCUGGUGUAUAUAUAAAACAGCUUACCCCAAUAGGUUUUGUUUACACACAGGGUUGGGAGCAAAUGGAAGCUUAACCAUUUAAUUAGGCUGCUUUUGGGGCCUCUGUGUGUUCUGAUGGCAAAGGCAGAGGAGGCAUUGGGCAUCUGAGCUCAUUCCCUUUCCAGGCAGAUUUUUUGAGACCUUUGCUUUUUUGUGGAAGGUUUUUAGGUAAUCUUUCUUUCAGCAGUCCUUUGCUGCUUUGAGAUUCAGUGUGGUAUAUAUGCUGACCUCAUGGUAGGGUGUUGUUGGUGUUUCACCAGGGCCUGCUGUUCUCUAUCCAAGUGUCAGACACCUUCCUUCUAAGUGAACAUGUGAGAAAUAGUCUCAAAGGGCCGAGAGGAAUACACCAGAAAGAUUUGUGCUUGAAGGAAGAGGACUGGUUGGCUGUUAACCUGUUUUGAAUUAUUGUAGGUGCUGCUGAAUUACAAUAGCACUAAGGUUGCCCAUAUUAAAUCCACUUAACUCCAUUUGGCCCCAGUGUAACACUGUCAUUCCUCCUCUCCCUUUUGGUAUAUAGGACGGCCCUGUGCACUUCUUUUUAACAAAAGUAAAAUUAAAAGCCCACAGAAGUGUUCUUGGAUGCAAAAGAUUUUCUCUUUGUUAAAAUACUACACAAAGCCUAAAUGAAAUUUGUUGGUUCCUCCCAGUUUUUCUCUGAAAGCUUCACUAAAGUCAGAAGCACAUCUGAAAAGAAUUAUUUACUAAGCAAUACUCAGUCAGGCAAGUGAGAAGUAUUUUUCCCAUUUAUAAGAUGGUAGAAUUGGUCACAUUUUAAAACUACUUAGGAUCAUCACAACAAAAAUCUUUCAGUCCCAUCUGGAAUGGAGGCUUCUAACUUUACUCCCUCAAAAUAGAUUUUUUGAAGUCUCUUAGACCUACAAGAGGUGCUUAAUUGGUGCUUGUAGGCAACUUCCAAGUGUGCGUGCGUGUGUACGUGUGUGUUCUGGGUAGGAUCACAAUGUUGAAUGCAUGGACCAGAAUGGUACUCAAAUAUGUUGGGGCUUUUUCUCCCCAAACCAAAAAAAAAACACAAAAAAAACCAACAAAAAACAAAAACCAGAAACAGUGUUAAUUAAAACUCUUCAGUAAAAUGGAGUGCAGUGAUGACUAUACCUCUCAAAGGGCUUAUGUAGCCAAUUGGUAGAAGGAUGGCUUCCAUAAUGUUAGUUGAAUACAUAUCAGAUCCAGAUCCAAACCUGCCUGUCUGAAAAGCACUUUUCACGUGUGUGCGUGUGAGGGGGAGGUACCUUUGUAUGUACCAGCAAAAGCUGCAUCUCCUUAUUCUGGAUCUUCUCAUGUUCACUCCCAUAAAAGGGGUUUUAUAGCCUGGUCUGACAGCACAUAACAUGUACAAAAACACAACACCCCACUUGCUGUUCUUAAUCCUCAUUGGUUUCUGUUUAGGACAUUUUGUGUCCCUAUUUUUAAAAAAUGCUUAGCUGUGCACUUUUCUGGGUGCUUGCUGAGACUUCUUCCCAGGUUGGCACCUGACUGCCUUAUUCUCAGCAGCUGGAGGUUGGCUUGCUUUCUGUUUCUGUGUGUGCAGGUUUUCAGCAUAAUAUAGUUGAGAUUUUCAGCUCCCCCCAUUAACUAGUGGCCUUGUUCAGUAUUUUGUUUUUUAAAAAUUGCUUACUGUUGGAGGCAACAAAGCACAUCUUGGACUCUGAAGAUUGGGGUCUCCAGGCAAUGGGAUCUCAUUCCUUGUUGUAUUAUUAACUUCUAAUAAAAAGAAGAAAUGCAA
This is a messenger RNA of Anolis carolinensis (green anole), 3745 nucleotides long. It is a transcript of the gene adipor2, whose product is annotated as adiponectin receptor 2. Gene Ontology annotation, cellular component: plasma membrane. The transcript has 8 exons. The coding region runs from base 226 to 1380 and encodes 384 amino acids. Gene Ontology annotation, biological process: adiponectin-activated signaling pathway. Gene Ontology annotation, molecular function: signaling receptor activity. The record is from RefSeq and is a predicted model, not a curated record. NCBI's taxonomy places the organism in Eukaryota, Metazoa, Chordata, Lepidosauria, Squamata, Anolidae.